AAUAUGUAAAUCCGAUCCUAUCAAGCUAGCGGAGAGUACCGGUACGGUACAGUAUGAAAUUUUUCUUCUCAUUUUAAUAUGGUUAUUCGGGGCAGUGCCACAAUGAGUUGGAUUAAAUCAAAGAUGGCAAUUUCCUGUUUUUGCAGAUUCAGUUUUGCGCAAAUUUUUUCAUUUUAUUGGGAGAUAUCAUUUCACCAUGCUCAUACCGGUGAGAAUUGAAAUGCUGUAUACAAAAUUUUUGUCCCAGGGGCUAUGCAUCAAAUCGAUGCAUGUAGGGUAGGAUGAUACCUAAUAAAUAGUGACAAAUUUUGAACAAGAGAAGUGAAAUAAUAUUGUCAAGGUGAGGAAGAUAUGGCAAUGCUGACAUUACGAAUGUUUUUUUUUUCUGUAUUGACGAGCUUAAUUCUUAAAUGAAAUUUCUCUCCAGUUUAAUAAAUAUUCCUCUCCAAGGUAAAAGUAACAUGAAUAGUGCCUGUCACCAUUUGUAUAUUUCUACAUAUUAAUUGGUACCACUCCAUACAUUUAGUUGCAGGCUAAUAUUAUCCUCUAGAUAUGUCAGUCAAUUACGCUGCUGGUCUAUCACCCUAUGAACACAAGGGAAAAUGUGGAAUGCCUGAAAGAUUAGACGAAACUGAAAGUUUGCAAAAUGCUGUGAAAGAACUUGUCAGGCUGAUCUUGGAAAGCAAGUGUACUGUUGUCCAUACAGGAGCUGGCAUAAGCACUUCAUCUGGCAUUCCAGAUUUUAGAGGUCCCAAAGGUGUUUGGACCCUAGAAGAGAAAGGUAUGAAACCAGAAUGCAACAUCCGCUUUGAAGACGCAGUUCCAUCAUACACCCACAGAGCUCUAGUUAGACUUGAGCAAGCAGAACUGGUACACCAUGUUGUUUCACAAAAUGUUGAUGGACUACAUGUAAGGUCUGGCUUUCCAAGAAACCGCUUAUCUGAACUGCAUGGUAACAUGUUUGUGCAAGUAUGUGACAAAUGCAAUAAAGAGUAUGUGAUGGACUAUGCUUCUCCAACAAUGGGAUUGAAGCUUACUGGUUUAAAAUGUGCAAGCAUGAAAGCUAGGAGAAAAUGCAGAGGUCAGCUUAGAGAUAGCAUACUUGACUGGGAAGAUCCAUUGCCAAACAAACAACUUGGAAAUGCUGAUACAAUGUCAAGAGCAGCAACACUAUCCAUAACUUUAGGUACUUCACUUCAAAUAUUACCAGCAGCAAACUUGCCUCUACAUGCUAAGAAAAAUAAUGGACAUCUGGUCGUUGUUAAUCUUCAGCCCACGAAGCAUGAUAAAAAGGCAGACUUACGCAUUCAUUAUUAUGUGGACGAGGUUAUGAAAGCAGUAAUGGACAGUCUCAGUUUGGAUGUAUCCGAAUUCACUAAGCCUGUUGUGAAUGAAUUCUCAGUGCAUUCAAAAAAUACUUUUCCCAUAAGAGCUACUAAGCGCAAGACAAAAUUCGAUAAAACUGAAGUAACACAUAUACACAAGUUGCCAAAGGAAGAAAAAUUAGACAUUGAGUCAUGACAUUUUUUUGGCAAUUAAAAACCAUCGUGCAAACGCUCGAAUACCCAGUGGAAUCAGUGAGUUACAUAUAACAGCAGUUUUUCUACAAAAAUUUAUUUGGUUUGUAAGAAGACAUGAUCUAAAAAAGUUGUUCAGUGUUUUAGUCUAUCAACAUCGAAUCGUUUAAUUGUUCAAUAUUUUGGCUUAGCCCUUUCAAAAUACUUUCGUACUCUUUUCCGCAGUAAGUGUUUUCAGUCUCUUUCAAAUUUCUUUCCAUCACCUGUUAUUAGAAGAAAUUGAGAGGGACAUUUGCAUCGUACACUUGACUAUAUGUUGUUAAUUUUUAUGCAUACCGUAUAUGCUCGUUUUUUACCGCCGAUCUUGAUUAUCCGCCC
Molecule: messenger RNA, 1895 nt
Organism: Styela clava
Lineage: Eukaryota; Metazoa; Chordata; Ascidiacea; Stolidobranchia; Styelidae
Product: NAD-dependent protein deacylase sirtuin-6-like
Biological process (GO): negative regulation of transcription by RNA polymerase II
Cellular component (GO): nucleus
Molecular function (GO): NAD+ binding; histone H3K9 deacetylase activity, NAD-dependent; transcription corepressor activity
Source: RefSeq, a predicted model, not a curated record